Molecule: messenger RNA, 929 nt
Organism: Baudoinia panamericana UAMH 10762
Lineage: Eukaryota; Fungi; Ascomycota; Dothideomycetes; Mycosphaerellales; Teratosphaeriaceae
Exons: 4
Coding region: 372-794 (140 amino acids)
Cellular component (GO): nucleosome
Molecular function (GO): structural constituent of chromatin; protein heterodimerization activity; DNA binding
Source: RefSeq, a predicted model, not a curated record
AGGCGGUGGGCGGCUGAAGGCUUGGAACGAGUACAAUAACACUCCAUGAACUCUUCACUAAUAGCUUGCUAAAUCCUAGCAACAUGGAUCUCGUGGCCUAUAUCGUCUCUGCUGCUCUCUUGGGCUAUGGCUGAGAUUGGUGCCUGACGGCCUUGGCAACUAGCGCAAGCGAGGGGCCGGCGCAAGAACGGAAAAGCUCCAUUUGCCAGCCUCGACUUUCGACGCGACUCUCACCACAAACAACAUCGCCGCUUUAUCGACAGAACCCUCUGCUCCUUGCCGGACACUGGGCGUUAUCAUUCCGAAAGUGCUCUGGACACUAACACUAUACUUCAGUGACACUGUAAUCUAAAUUCCGAAGAGCAUCCGCGAUGGCAGGUGGAAAGGGCAAAACCGGUGGCAAGACGGGUGGGAAGGCAGGAGGCGACACGACUGGCAAGUCGCAGAAGUCGCAUUCAGCGAAGGCUGGUCUGCAGUUCCCAUGCGGACGCGUCAAGCGUUUCCUCAAGUCCCAAACGCAAAACAAGAUGCGCGUAGGCGCCAAGGCAGCCGUCUACGUCACCGCCGUCCUCGAAUACCUGACCGCCGAAGUGCUAGAGCUUGCUGGCAACGCCGCGAAGGAUCUUAAGGUCAAGCGCAUCACCCCGCGUCAUCUGCAGCUCGCAAUCCGAGGUGAUGAGGAGCUCGACACGUUGAUUCGCGCCACAAUUGCAUUCGGUGGUGUGCUGCCGCAUAUCAACCGCGCGCUUUUGCUGAAGGUGGAGCAGAAGAAGGGCAAGAAGGCGGAGGCUUAGGAGGCUGAGGCGACGAUAAGAUAGGAGUGAUGGUAUACCCCGGGAAGGAGUCAAUUCGAAAGCUCGAGUUGGGAUGCAGCUGCCUUUGCAGACUGCGUGGCCGCGGUCACAUCUCACGAAGGCGACGUUCACGGC